CGUUGUGUUAUACAAAUUUUGGUCCACACAGGCCUCUGUAGUGACGUAUUUAAGAAAAAAAAACAUGGCGGCCCUCUUGGUGAGGAGCUUGUCAGGGUUGCUGAGGUCGCCGUUAGCUUCUUCACUAUGCACUCGAACAACAAACGUGGCUCGGCUGUCCGGCUUCAUCCAAAAUGCUCCCCGUCUUUCUGUCCGUGCCGCCCCGGCUAUACGCGCUCCACUUCCUGCUGCAGUCUGCCAACCAUCUCGGUGUGGCCUCCUCCAAAGGGUAUCUGCUUUUAUUCCCCCUUUGAGUCAGCAGCCCAGCAGAAAUCUGACAUACUACAGUGUAAAAACAGGUAAAAGGAAGUCUGUAAAGUCUGUCACACAAAGGUUCAUGAGGCUCCAUUGCGGACUUUGGAUACGUCGCAAGGCUGGAUACAAGAAGAAAUUGUGGCGAAAGAAAGCGGCCAGGCGAAAUCGACUGAGGGAGCAUGUCUUUUGUAAUAAAACGCAAUGUAAACUGUUAGAUAAAAUGACAACACGAUAUUGGAAAAGGAGGAACUGGUUUGUGGAUGACCCAUACCAGAAGUAUCAUGACAGAGUCAAUCUAAAGUUAUAAUUCAUGUAUUGUCAUAUUGCUUUAAUAUGAUGUAACUAACUACAGUCAUGGCACCAAUUUUUGUGUUUUUUUAAAACACAAUCGAAAACAAUAAAGUCAGUCACUUAAAA
Messenger RNA from Syngnathus typhle (broad-nosed pipefish), 711 nucleotides. RefSeq names its product mitochondrial ribosomal protein L35 (gene mrpl35). The transcript has 4 exons. Gene Ontology annotation, cellular component: ribosome; mitochondrion. Gene Ontology annotation, biological process: translation. Gene Ontology annotation, molecular function: structural constituent of ribosome. The coding region runs from base 65 to 601 and encodes 178 amino acids. The record is from RefSeq and is a predicted model, not a curated record. NCBI's taxonomy places the organism in Eukaryota, Metazoa, Chordata, Actinopteri, Syngnathiformes, Syngnathidae.